GGGGCGGCUUCAACCUUGCAACUUAUCGGCUCCUGGCGGUGAAGCUAUUCCCAACAGUCCGGCGCGCCUAUCACGAAAGCUAGUUCGAACUAGGCGCCCGUCAUAUAUUGCGGUAAGGAUACUGCUCCCCUCCUUUGUGCUAGCAGGCUGCGUUAUCUCCAAAUCUGUGGCCCAUUUCAUUGGACAACAAAGCUUGUCUCUCGUGCGCUUAGAGGAGUGUACAUGCAGUCGACGUCUAAGCUCCGAUCCCUGGGUUGUUCGUGGCACAGCUCUCAUCAGGCUAAAUGCCCAGCUGCGGAAACGUUACCGAGGACUCCACUACACUUCAAACAGCUAUCUCCAUCUCGGAUGGGGCUCCACUUUGGACAUAGCUGGCCUCACUUGUUAAUGGUUCUCCUUUGGGUCAACUUCUUGGAGGCUCCCAUUCAAUAGAUAUGAGCGACUCUUCAAGCCCACAGUCGGGGAGCAGUGGGGGAGAGGGAGGGACAAGCCUCGCGGCUACACAGCUGGAAUGGAUGCAGGUUGAAGCCGUACCAAACAUACACGUCAACUCGCCUGGCUCUCAACGGGAAGUGGACCUUCACUUUGUGACAGAGACAGGAGUUGCAAGGCCCAGGGGUACUUUCCGAAAUUUGAUUCGAUCCCAAGCACGACGCAAGCUGCGUCAUCGAGCCAGCCCGUCUAAAAGAGCAAGAUUGAAAUCGACUGGAGACGACGAACAUACCGGGACAGAGCAGCAACUCCCACCUGCAAAACUGACCAAUAUUAUUGCUCCGCUCGUUCGGUGUCCCGAGGACAAUUCGCACGACCCUUUUGACUCGAUGGUCAUUGGGAAACGAGGCAGGACGCACUUCUACAUCAAGCAUUACUACAUCACAUUCAAACACACGUACCCAAGCGAUGUCAUGACUAAUAAGGCAAAGAAGGAUAUUGCCAUGCGGCAUGCCAUGGUUGAUCCAUCUUUCUUUCAUGCCACUCUUUUCCAUUCCGCCUUGAACCUUUGCAGGAUACGAGGUACAUCAUUUAGUCGAGAUGUUUACUACCACCAUGGAGAGUCGAUCCGAAUCAUCAAUAGAAAGUUAAGCGAUCCGAAGUUCUGGAAGGUCUCGGACAUUACUCUCCUGACUGUUGCAUGUCUGCUUCAUUUUGAGAUCCUUGCAGACUUUGGCUUCAAUGGCGUCCGAGCUGGUCUUGAGACACAUGAAGCUAAGAUUCACUUUGAUGGCUUGCAAGCCAUGGUGAACGGGAGAGGCGGCUUGGAGAAGAUAUCAAAGGAAUUCGUUAGUGGCAAAAGUGCUAACACUUUUGUUGCAUGGACUGACACGUGUGUAUCGAUUGCGCUGAACAUUCGGCCACGAUUCGAGCUUGUUCAAGGCGAGGAGGAAAAGGGUGACGAUGACUGGACUCCAUACAGUGCCCUCGCACGUCGAUAUCAAUCCAAACUGAACAACCUUACUGGCAAUGAAGAACUGGCUGGGGAAUGUGUACACAUCUACUCGACUUUACGAAACGUCCCUCCCAUUCAAGAAGAUGAUGCACUCGCCAUGAUCGAGAAGGGUAAUCCGACACCAGUGUUCCAGUACAAAGGUCAACUCGAACGCCACGAACGCCGAAGUCUAGCUCUCAUCCUUUCAGCCUCAGAGUCCUCCAAUCACGAAAAAAGCCUCCUAAUUUACCAACUCUUCGGCAAUGCUUCCCUAAUCCACACCCUCCUAUUCAUGCGCAAUUCCCCCGCCAGUGUCCCCCUCUCCCGCCUCCUUUCAUAUCGCAUCCACAAACUCCUCACCACCAUCGACCUCCACGCGUACCUCCUGCAGUACCCUGAAAUGCUCCUCUGGAUCUUAAUCAUGGGCGGUCUUGGCGCGGCAAACACACCGACCCAACAGAAUUUCGCCGCUACCCUCGCUGAAUCCUGCCUUGCGCUAGGACUCGUGGGAAUCAGUGAAAUAGCACUCAUGCUAGAGGACUUCCUCUGGUACGAACUCUAUUGCACUCCUCUAACAAUGGCGUUCUGGAGCGCUGUCGCGGCUGAGCAGGGUGUGGGGGAGAGGAAUGUGGUUGUUAGUACUAACGACAGGUCUCCUAAAGUCACGAAACUGGGUUGAGAUUUGGACAGAAACAGGAAAACGAAAAAUGUGUCAAUGGGAAAUAAGGUUACAAAAUUUCAAGGCGUUUGGACGAUUGCAGGCGCCGCUGGUGUCAUUGUGCUUAGGUAGCGUAUAUGGAAAUACCCCACAUUCAAAGAUCAUGUCCAAUAUCAAAAAUGCUUCUAUGCCACGGAUGUAGAGGUAAAGUCAAAUGGAAACACACCACAAAAUGCCAUUUCGGAUAUAGAGACUGUCAAUUGCGCCGAUGUACAAUUUGAACUUAAUUUUAGCUUACCCCACUAUCAAAUGCCAUAUUGCAUGCAGAAA
Messenger RNA from Cadophora gregata, 2414 nucleotides. RefSeq lists its product as uncharacterized. Lineage: Eukaryota; Fungi; Ascomycota; Leotiomycetes; Helotiales; Ploettnerulaceae. The transcript is spliced from 8 exons. Bases 435 to 2105 code for a protein of 556 amino acids. The record is from RefSeq and is a predicted model, not a curated record.